Molecule: messenger RNA, 1980 nt
Organism: Arctia plantaginis
Lineage: Eukaryota; Metazoa; Arthropoda; Insecta; Lepidoptera; Erebidae
Source: the annotation of a GenBank genome assembly
AUGGGUGAUUUAUGUGUGCUUUUAUCGGACCCUGAUGCUGAGGUGUCGAGCUGGCCGCUGGAGCUCGUCGCGUUAAGAGACAAGAUAUACGGUGACGCGGCCAAAGCGCAGCAGGAGAAAGAGUGUUCGAGUCUUCGCGACGAGUUAUCCGUCGGCGAGGACAAGUGGAAACAGCGUAGGAACGUCAGCUUUGACCAGAACAGACAGCUGGAGGAAGUUACCAAGGAAAGAGAUGACCUUAAACGUGUGGCUGUGAGUCUGCACCGUGUGGUGGGCCAACUGGUGGCGUACUGCGCGAGUGCAGAAGACGAGCUCAACCGAACCGUGCUAGCGCAACUGCUUUCCAGAUUACUACCCGAAGGCGACGAAACGGUCGUAGAGGAGGAAUCUCGUCCCACGACGCCGAACCUGUCCGGCGAUCUGAACAACAGUAUUGUGUCGCGUAGUGGCAAGCACGUGCACUUUGCACCAGACCUGAAUGUACUUCUCGCUGAUUUGGACGAGGAGGGCAUCGUGACGUUCUUGCAGCAGCAGCGCGACCUGAGCGCCGACAUCAAGAAGGAGCUCGAAAGUUCCCUGCGGCGGCUCCGACAUGAGGCUCACUCGCUACUCGACCUCUCUGCUAAACUCACUAACAAAAGUCGUCCGGAGUGCAAGAUGCUGGAGUCGAGUCAGGUGCAGAUCACGGAGCUCGUCGAGGACCUAGAUUCGAGACAGAAAAAUUGUGAGAACUGCGAGUUGCAUAGAAAGAACAUGGAAGAAGCGAUGGCGGAGUGUCUGCAGAGAGAGAAUUUGCUUCGCGCGGACUUAGAAGCUGCGAUGAUCAAGAUCGCUCAGCUCAUGACUAGCGCCGAUGUUAUCGCCGAAGGGUACGGCACGGGUCCGUGCCCGGAGGAGCCUCGCGCGCGUGCGCGGGGCGGGGCCGGGGGUGGGGGCGGGGGCGCGCUGUCGCUGGACGCGCUGGGCUCGCCGCGCCUGCAGCGCCUGGCGCACGACCUGGACGCGCUGCAGCGGGAGCGGGAUGACUUCCAGCAGCAGCUGGAGGCGGCGAACCGUCAGCUGCGCUCGACGCGCCAGUUCGUGGAGGAGCAGGCGGCCGAGCGCGAGGCCGAGCGCGACGAGUUCGCGCGCCGCCUCGCCGACCUGCGCCACGACAACACGCGCCUCGCCGCGCGCCUGCACUCCAGCGCCAGGAUACUCACAGAGGUCGAACAGCUAGAAGCCCAAACCCGUGAAAUGAAUCAAAUCAUCUCUGAAUUGGAAGCCCGCAAAAUUUCCACCGACGAAGAACUAAAAGCAUCAGAAGAGAAGAUAUCAUUACUAAGAGAUAUUAUCGCCAAUCUCGAAUCUCAACUCGAACAGAAAACGACCCACGAACAUGAGAUUCUAGAACAACUCGAACAGAUGAAGAAAACAAUAGAUGAAAGGGAUAGCAAAAUGAGGAAUUUGUUGGUAGAACUAGAGUCUAUGAAGAGUGAGAAACUAGAUCAGAGUGAUGUGAUGUGCGUUAAGUGUGGACAAGAGGAGGAGAAGACCGCUGAACUUUUGCAAAGAGUUAAAGAGCAGUGUCGAUAUCUGGAAGAACAAAUCCACCGGCGCACGCGCAAGUUGGAAAGGCUACACGAAGUUUGUUCAACCAGUUGCAGUGAGCCGAGUGAAGAUGUAUCGCUCAGGGAUCAGAGAGACACACAUUUGGAGGCGAAGUCCCCCGACACCGAGCCAUCCCCACGUUUCUCGGAACACUUGUCAGAGUUGGCUGGCAUUUGGGAGUGUCUGCAAGCUCACUCACGCGCUGUGGAUGCUGCGCUUAAGAGAGUCGCCGAUCUCGAGAUGCAAAGGUCACAGUUAAAAGAUAUUGCUCAGUUAUCACAAACGUAUCUAUGCAUUGAGUAUCGUCGCACAUCUACAACUCCCUUAGCCCGCGCGCGCUGUCUGCCUUCAGUCUCUCCCGAUGCUUCAGAGCGUGUUCUGCUGCCGUAA